AUGCAGCAGCAACAGCAAGAGCUUCUGAAACACCACAUUAAAAAUAUUCAAGUGAUUAAACAGCAAAUUCAUCAAUAUGAAGAUACAAAGCAUGCACUUGAAAAACUACAACGACUAUCCAUUCACGACGAUGAUGACGACUACGAGGCUAAAUGGAGGCAAAAUGUGUUUCACAAUUGUGCAAGAUUUCAACGUCGCCCAAAGAUGUCACACCUUUCACUAGAAAAGUUUGAGUGUAACGGGGAAUCUACCUCAGUGGGUGCACGAUGGGAGCGAUGGAAGCGAGCGCUAUUCAUCUACCUCGAAGCGGCUAAUAUUGACAGAGACAUCAAGAAAAGGACCUCUCUUCUACAUUUCGGCGGGCUAGACCUGCAGGAAGUAUUCUAUAACAUUCCUGGGGCCAACGUGGAACCAGCCGAAGGCGUAGACGUUUUUGAAACAGCGAUAUCAAAACUUGAUGCGUACUUUGCACCAAGACAAAGCAAAGUGUUCGAGAGACACACUUUCAGGCCCCUUAAACAAGAACCUGAAAAAUUCUAA
This is a messenger RNA of Acanthoscelides obtectus, 540 nucleotides long. The record is from the annotation of a GenBank genome assembly. NCBI's taxonomy places the organism in Eukaryota, Metazoa, Arthropoda, Insecta, Coleoptera, Chrysomelidae.